UCCCGUCUCCAACACACACCCGACCCGGCCUGUCCAGCAAGAGUCAACCGCGCUCACCGGGUCUCUCGACGAAACUACAAUGGCGACCAGGAGCGUGUCCCCCGGAGGCGCGCUCCUUCGCACCUCCCGGAUGUUCGCGCUGCCUUCACCAAUUCCAAAACCCCCGAGCGAUGUCACUGGGAAAGACUUCUACUCCGACACAAUGACGCAGGCCUUCCCGACCCAUCAGGUCAUUACCACACUGAGCGCGCCACGAAAGCAAGGAGACUGGGGGUUGAAACGCCCGCUACCGCUCAGGUCUACUACCAAGUCGUCCAAGGCAAUGCUGCGCGUCAACGCCAUCGAUUCGGUCGAGCAGAUUACCGACUACACCUCCGGCACCGACCAUGGCAUGACCCUCCGGAAAUUCCAAGCAUUGGGCUUGCCCAUCACACUUCGCCAGCAGUCCCAGGUCGGCCAGCCCUUCUCGGCGACCCAAUUACAUAUUCCCACACCUUCCGUGUUUGACGACGAGUUCGAUUUCACGGCUAUCGACAAGAAGAAGCAGGACGAAUCAACCGACCAGCGGUGGAAAUUCUCCGGCCCCUGGUUAUCGGGAAUGCCGCAGGGAGACUUCAAAAAGUGGCUAGCCAAGGAAGUCCGACCUAAGCGCCCUGCCUUCCGCGCGUUCUUGAGAGAGAGAAUUGCCAACGAAAUGAACGAAGCCGCCAAGCUCGCUGCCGUGGAUAAAGGCGAGGAGCCGCCUGCGCCCGUCGAGGCUAGCUCAAUCACCGAGGACCAGGUCAUCGCCUACCUGCGGAAGCUGCGCCACAACCGCCCCAUGCUCUACGAUAUGGUCGGCAAAUUCCUGGACCUGGCUCCUGUGAAGCCGAGCUCGGCAGCUGAGGAGGGUCUUGCCUUCCUCAAAACCCAGGGCAAGGUCCUGGAGUACCGCGACGUAAAGAGCCCUUGGGCCGAGAGCGGUCCGCCGGUCACACACCCUUCUGCGGGCCUAUCGUACCUGCGCACGUCCAUGUACAUGGAGAACCACCCGAUUUACGGGCCCCAGAAACACCAUCCCUCCGUGCAGGCACGGGUUAUCCGGCCAUAUCGGUCCCAGGGAAACCAGGCGGCAAAACUCGGCGUGGCCGGCUUCGUCGUGGAAACUCCGGUGGGCGACAGCUUGUUGAACAGCAAGACGGGCGGGAAAUGGUCUUAUAUCGAUCCUACUCUUGUGGGUGGAGCAAAGACAUGGGUGCAACCUCAGAGGGCGACGGUGUCCUCACACGGCAAGGUCUUGAUGAGCAUCAACGAUGCCUCGACCGAAACCACGCUCGUCACACAGGAGCUGCUCGGCGAAAAGGAAUGUCUGGGCACGCCCUUGGUCCAACCGCAGCUCCACCAGCCACGGGAAGAUGCGAAGGAGCUCAGAAAACGGUAUGCUGCCGGUCCUCCUGCCAUGUCCAGCGCCGAGGAUUACGGGCUCGACAGCAAGUCGCUAUAGUAACUGGCAUGGACGGCACCCCUAUUGUUGUACCAACAAUUUUCUCUGUAGUAUACGAAUGUCUAAAUAUCAAAGGCUUGCUGUCUUUCCUUGUCUCUCCAA
Messenger RNA from Canariomyces notabilis, 1585 nucleotides. RefSeq lists its product as uncharacterized. Bases 80 to 1483 code for a protein of 467 amino acids. Gene Ontology annotation, biological process: mitochondrial translational initiation. The record is from RefSeq and is a predicted model, not a curated record. Gene Ontology annotation, cellular component: mitochondrial small ribosomal subunit. NCBI's taxonomy places the organism in Eukaryota, Fungi, Ascomycota, Sordariomycetes, Sordariales, Chaetomiaceae. Gene Ontology annotation, molecular function: structural constituent of ribosome. The transcript has a single exon.